Molecule: messenger RNA, 2236 nt
Organism: Aplysia californica (California sea hare)
Lineage: Eukaryota; Metazoa; Mollusca; Gastropoda; Aplysiida; Aplysiidae
Biological process (GO): epidermal growth factor receptor signaling pathway
Molecular function (GO): epidermal growth factor receptor binding; receptor ligand activity
Source: RefSeq, a predicted model, not a curated record
CUCUCGUCCACAGAUGCCGCCAGUGACCAGCUAACGGAAGCCCGCUCACCAGGGUGUGUCCACCCAUGCCUACCCAGGAUGCACCUGGCUAACCCCUGUCGUCUCUUCCUCUCCACUCUGCUCGCCGCCCUCCUACACGUCACAGGCCUGGCAGCACCAGUGAUCCCCUCCACACCACCCCCCGCCCCUCCCACCGACUCGUGUGCACGCCGGCAGAGAAAGACGAGGCUGCCUGUCUCCACGGAGGGGAGUGCUUCGUCUUGGACCUGCUAGACACGCGCAGUGCUCACUGCCAUUGUCCGGAGCGAUGGAAAGGUCUCCGGUGUGAAGAGAUCGACGAUGGCUUCUUCGUUCUUCCUGCUGGUGAUGUAACGAAGGGAGGCAUAGCUGCGGGAGCUGUCGUCAUCGUUAUCAUCGUCACUGUCAUUAUCGUCUAUCUCAUCGUCAAGAAAAGAAAAGCGAGACGAAAGAGGGCGGAGGAGAACGGGCAAGCGAACGGGCAUGUCCGGAAACAUUUGAUAUACAAAGAAGGGUUGGAAUGCCCCCCAGAAUGCGGAGCCCUCACGGAGAAGUCAGAGACCAACGUAUGACCCUCAGUUUCCGAAACUGACGAGAAGAAACUUUCAGACUUUCUGGCUGGGAACGACAGCGAUGACGAUCGCUAGGUCUCCUGGUCAGCGACCGGUCACAGACCAGUGACAGUUUCCGCUUCAACAUGGAGGAUGCAGGACUCGGGACGAACUGCGAGCAGAGCCUUAUCCAACUUCCUGGAAGCAACGUCCUUUUUAUUGUUCUACGGUGCUUUUGUUACUCUUCUUCUGAAAAAGGAGAAAAAGGAUUCGUUCUCUUCUAUGUCCGUAUGACUGGGGCAUUCGAUCCUCUUUGUGACUGUGAAACAGAUGGGGGUCGUUGAUAUUUGUUGUUCCUUCAUACUGCCAUUAGCUUAAACGAUGAAAAGAUGGUAGGUAAUACUGCUACACCUACCAUGAUUCCAACCUGACCUUAGAGAAGACGUGAAAAAAUGUCAAGGUCGUCCCAGCAUGAUGAAUGAUAAACCCCUUCAAAUUCCAUGCCUGCGCAUGUAGUGGUCAGCGCCGCAGAGGGUAGAGGCGAGGCGGAGGAACUGAAAAUCCCACCCACCCACAACGAGACGAGGCUUCUUUUUGGACCCAGAUGGUCUGAUACAUUCCCAUGCCAUGUAGGAAACUUCCUCACAAGUUCAGAAGCCUAGGGGCUGGUCGAGAAAUCGUUGCAUGGUGUGUCAAACAGCACAACUCUUUGUCACUUAGAUCUAUCCCUUUGCUGAGCAUUGUACCAGAUUCAUACAGAUCAAUCAUUGUACCAGAUUUCUAUAGAUCAAUCAUUAUAUCAAAUUAUACACAAUCAUCAUCAAUAAUUGCAUCAAUCGCAAAGAUCAAUCACAAUUCGUACUGAUGAGCAGCUGAAGCAAAAAUCUCACCAUGGCCCUACUAUAGUACUGGAUGUUCAAGUUUGUUUAGUAAGAGUUUUACAGCGCUUGCAACUGCAUAAGGCAUAAGGUCAUAUUAUUAUAAACCUGUUUGGAUAUUCAAGUAGCCAUUCUAAUGAGAUGUCCCAAGGACUAAUGUUCAUUUGUAACAAACAUUUGUAAUGUUCAAAUAUAAGAAAAUAUUCGUAAAGUUCAGGUGUAAGAAAAACUCAUAAUGUCCAGAUGUAAGAAUAAUCUAUGACAUUCAGAUAUAAGAACAAUUCAUAAUGUUCAGAUAUAAGAAACAUUCAAAACUGCAGCAAUAUUUCUUUUUGACUUCUGCAGGGGAGGGGAAGGUCUUUUCCAGUACCAAAUGUAUACAAAGGAUAAAGCCACCUCUGGCUAAGUUAAUGACGAAGUUUGACAUAUCAUAAAGGGUCAUGAGGGCUUUGUUGUCACAUUUUCACCAUAUCAUACACCAGCACAGGGUUUAAUGUUGAACAAAAGGGACUUAAAAUCACACAGAAUCUACGCCUUUUGUGUUUGCAUUGUAUGUGUAUGUGGUUACUUACGUCCGUUUGUAGAUUCUCAACUAUGGACAUACUUGAGGGCCACAAAGGGAGAAACGAUCAAAGUUCACGUUUUCUGAAGUAGGCCUAUAGAAAAUCAAAUUUUAAAGUUUGAACUCAUUGUAUUUUGAUCGAUUUCCCAUUCAACUCCUUUCAUAAAUAAUCUCAAAUGCAAGGCUUUGCUUUGUUUGAUUUGAACGUUUUUGAGAAUAAACAAUUU